AAAGAGAGCUACUUCCCAGGGAAGGGGAAAGUUGGCAUUUCAGGUCUCAGAAGGGCUGCCAGUUAUGAACUGGGAAGCAGAAGGAAUGGAAGAGCAACAGGAUCUGUGUGAGGAGUCAGGAGACUCUCAGAUUCAGGAUGACAAUCCCAAUGGGGGUUUGGGAAAGAAGAUGCCGCAUAGCCUUGUGGAAAGUGCAGGAGAAACAGAUGAAGAUGACUACUCAUUAGAGCUUACAAAUGAUCCUUCCUUCAGUUGGAGAAAGCUGAAGGAUGGGGUGCCACAAAACGUCGAGGAGGUGGCUGCGGAACGCACUGAAGAACAAGCUGAAGACUGGAAAGAUUGUGACUUCCACCUGAGUUACAGCAACGAUGACUCCAGUCCCUAUGGAACACCCUUGAUGAGCUCUCCUGCCACAAGUACAGCUUCUUUGCCUUUGAUGCGGCUGAGCCAAGAUGACCCUCUCCAGCAGCAUUUGCUUUUCAAAAAAACUUUGUUGUCCAUCUGGAAGAUGGUGGCUGGCCACAGAUACAGCGGCCCCUUUCUGAAGCCCGUUUCCGAGAAGCAGGCUCCUGGUUACAAAGAUGUGGUGAAAAGGCCAGCUGAUCUUUCCUCCAUAAAGAGGAGCCUCUCCAAGGGCCGCAUUCAGAAUAUGGUGCAGUUCCAGCGGGAUCUCAUGCUGAUGUUCCAGAAUGCCAUCAUGUACAAUAACGCCAACCACCAUAUACAUCGCAUUGCUCUGGAGAUGCAACGAGAAGUCCUGGAGCAGCUUCAGAUGCUGGGCGAGGCACUCCUGUGCUCAGAGGAAAUGCAGGGCUUUGUGAGAAGAUGUUGAGGAGCCAGAAGAAUCAGGCUAGUCCAGGGCCGAGAAGCUGGAUUUCAACCUUGCUACCUUCAGUCUGGCUCUACGGAAAAGUUGUUAAGAUAACCACAGUUCAGCAGUCUGAUGCCCCUCCACUUCCCUAAGAGCUUUUGUUAUCUAUUAUAUGUCCCAAAGUAUUAGUCAUAACAGGUUUAUAUGUAUUAGAGAAGUCAGUUUUUAGACUACAGAUACCAUGUUUUUUCCUGUUGUUUAUUCCUGGAACCGUGCUGUCUUGUCCUCACCCAGGAGUCUCAGUUGAAAUUUAAUGGAUGAAGAAGAAAGUUAAAGAACCUACAAGCCAUAGCACAGGCAAGACUUGUUGUCCCCCAAAGCUAAGCCCCGUUUUUGGUAGCAGGCACCAACAAGGGGCUGUAGAACGUACAUUUCCAGAAAAUAAAUGUUAUGUUGUGUA
Molecule: messenger RNA, 1271 nt
Organism: Podarcis raffonei (Aeolian wall lizard)
Lineage: Eukaryota; Metazoa; Chordata; Lepidosauria; Squamata; Lacertidae
Product: bromodomain-containing protein 8-like
Exons: 6
Coding region: 65-832 (255 amino acids)
Cellular component (GO): NuA4 histone acetyltransferase complex
Molecular function (GO): protein binding
Source: RefSeq, a predicted model, not a curated record